Molecule: messenger RNA, 2951 nt
Organism: Apis mellifera (honey bee)
Lineage: Eukaryota; Metazoa; Arthropoda; Insecta; Hymenoptera; Apidae
Gene: Ir8a
Product: ionotropic receptor 25a
Exons: 15
Coding region: 50-2791 (913 amino acids)
Biological process (GO): monoatomic ion transport; modulation of chemical synaptic transmission; synaptic transmission, glutamatergic
Cellular component (GO): postsynaptic membrane; plasma membrane
Molecular function (GO): transmitter-gated monoatomic ion channel activity involved in regulation of postsynaptic membrane potential; glutamate-gated receptor activity
Source: RefSeq, a predicted model, not a curated record
GGCAGCCGUUGUUCGUCCAUCCGGUACCGACUCUCCAUUCUCCUGAGCCAUGUCCACGACACUAGUUGCGGUGUGCGCAUUGCUGCUUACAUUUCUCGGUGUUUCCAUUUGUCAAAUAUCCAUGAACAUGUUGAUAGUGAUAGAAGAACCGGAUAAAUCGAUUUUAAACAUUUUGAACGAAGCUCUACCGCAAGCAGAAAAGAAUUAUGGCAACGACAUCAUCUCUGUUCACAUUUCUACAAUAGAAGUUGAACGUUCCAAUACAGAUGCUAGCUUUAAAAAAGUAUGUGCUGCCUUAUUUAAGGGGAUCAGUAUCGUACUCGAUAUGACCUGGACCGGUUGGGAUACUCUUCGGAACAAGGCCAACGAGAAUGGAAUAAUAUACAAACGGGGUGACAGCAAUAUAAACCCGUACAUCCAAGCGAUCGAUGAUCUUUUGAUGUUGAAAAACGCCACUGAUGUUGCUCUGAUCUUCGAAGAUGAAAGAGAGUUGAAUCAGAGUCUCUACUAUUUGAUCGGAAACUCGAUCCUGAGAUUGAUCGUGAUCGACGAAUUCACCGAGAAAACGGUGUCGAAGAUCAAGAGUAUGAGGCCAUCGCCGUCUUAUUACGCUAUCUAUGCCAGUACAGCCAAGAUGGAGGAUUACUUCAGAACUGCCGUGCAAGGAGGAUUGGUGAAGAGAAAUGGAAUAUGGAAAUUGAUUUUCACCGAUAAUAACUACAAGGAUUUUAAAUACAUCAACGGAGACUUACAGUUGAACGUGUCCAUCACGGUUCUAUGGAUGAAGAUGGACGUUUGUUGCAGAUUAAUCGGUGAAUCCCUCUGCAAUUGUCCUUCAAACGUUAAAAUAUUUUCGAAUUAUUUCAAACGAUUGGUAGGCCUCAUCGUGAGCCUGAUGAGCGAACUUCAGGCAUCGGGUGUCAGCGUGGAGCCAAAAAGUGUCAAAUGCUCGUCAAACGCGAAUCAAAGUUCAAAUGUCACGAUUGAGGCGUUCAACAAGAAUAUAGUUGCUAAACUGGGAGGCAACGAUACGUUUGAGUAUUGGCCAGAGAAAGGGAUGAUCACGUAUAAAGCUGAAAUAGAAUUGAAAAUUCUUGAGAAUGGAUUAUUGGAACCGUUGGCCACUUGGACGAGGAAUGGAAAGAUAAAAGAGGCGGAGAAUAAAAAGAUAUUACCUGCUAAAAGAUUCUUUCGAAUUGGAAUUACUCCCUCAGUGCCUUGGAUAAUACCUAAAAUCGAUCCAGCGACUGGAAAAGUUAUGAAAAAUGAGAAUGGAAAUGAUAUGUGGGAUGGAUAUUGUAUAGACUUUGUGAAGAAAUUAUCCGAAGAGAUGCAAUUUGAUUAUGAUCUUAUCAUACCUGAAGAUCGACAAUUUGGCAAGAAAUUACCUAAUGGACAAUGGAAUGGCUUGAUUGGUGAUCUAGCUAAAGGAGAGACAGAUAUCAUAGUUGCUGCAUUGACAAUGACUUCAGAACGCGAGGAAGUGAUCGAUUUCGUCGCUCCUUACUUCGAGCAAUCCGGCUUAUUAAUUGUAAUGAGGAAACCUGUCCGCAAACCGUCCCUUUUCAAAUUUAUGACAGUACUCAAAGUCGAGGUGUGGUUAAGCAUCGUAGGAGCUUUAACAUUAACUGGCAUCAUGAUUUGGAUACUUGACAAAUAUUCUCCUUACAGCGCCAGGAAUAAUAAACAACUGUAUCCGUAUCCUUGUCGGGAAUUCACGUUGAAGGAGAGUUUCUGGUUCGCCUUGACGUCUUUUACACCCCAAGGUGGCGGCGAGGCACCCAAAGCGUUAUCAAGCAGGAUACUAGUUGCUGCUUAUUGGUUAUUCGUUGUUUUAAUGUUGGCUACGUUCACUGCUAACUUAGCUGCUUUCCUUACUGUGGAAAGAAUGCAGUCUCCUGUGCAAUCUUUGGAACAAUUGGCCAGACAAUCUAGAAUCAAUUAUACUGUCGUGGCUAAUUCCAGUCAGCAUCAGUAUUUUAUAAAUAUGAAGAAUGCAGAGGAUAAAUUGUACACGGUAUGGAAAGAAAUCACGUUGAACAACACAAGUGACGAGGUGGAGUAUCGAGUCUGGGAUUAUCCUAUCAAGGAACAAUACGGCCACAUAUUGCAAGCUAUCACACAAGUCGGCCCAGUUGCAAAUUCAGUGGAGGGUUUUCGAAAGGUGAUAGAAAGCGAAAAUGCAGAAUUCGCUUUCAUCCACGAUUCGUCGGAGAUACGGUAUGAGGUAACGAAGAAUUGCAAUUUGACAGAGGUUGGGGAAGUGUUUGCGGAACAACCUUACGCAAUUGCUGUUCAACAAGGAAGCCAUUUGCAGGAAGAGAUAAGCAGAAAGUUUGUUUUUUAUAUUUGGACACUUAAAGGGAUGAUUGUAUCAUUUAUAUCGAUUCUUUGCAGGAUUUUGGAUUUGCAGAAAGAUAGAUACUUUGAAAUGUUGGCCUCUAAAUAUUGGAACCAAACGCAGAAGGCACAAUGCCUGAAUUCUGAUGAUAAUGAAGGAAUUACUUUGGAAAGUUUGGGUGGAGUAUUUAUCGCUACCCUCUUCGGACUCGCCCUGGCGAUGAUCACCUUAGCAGGAGAGGUAUUCUAUUACCGGAAACGGAACACGGAAACGGAGAAAUCGACGAAGGACAAGAAAAGAAAAGUCAAGAACAAGAUAAUACAAAAUUUGACGAAAAUGAGUCUGCAGAUGAAACCAGCGCCUAUCAAUCCAUUCUUCGAAAAGACGAACAAUCCUCCUCGCGUGUCUCACAUUUCCGUUUAUCCUCGCAAUCUCCCUUUCAAAGAAUGAGAAUCUACGAAGAAAGAAAAUUUAAUUGGAAUAAAGAGUAUUAUGCAAUUGAGAUGUAAAAAUUGAAUCGAAUCGUUCUAUACACGAGAAGAGGAAUUUUAAUUGAAAUAAGUAAUGAUAGUUUCAAAUAAAAAAACCGUAACGCAACGUGAAUUGGGAA